Molecule: messenger RNA, 912 nt
Organism: Klebsormidium nitens
Lineage: Eukaryota; Viridiplantae; Streptophyta; Klebsormidiophyceae; Klebsormidiales; Klebsormidiaceae
Source: the annotation of a GenBank genome assembly
AUGGGGCCGGGGAAGAAAUACAUCUACUUGGGGCUCUUUGAUACAGAGGAGGAAGCCGCGAUGGCCUACGAUAGAGCUCUCCUCCGGUCCAGCCGAUGCCACAACAUCGUUACCAACUUCUCUCUUCCCUGCGAAGAAGCCGGUGGAGACAUUCAGAUGGAUCAAGCUCUCACCCUCCAAGGACCAUCGACUCCCGCUGAAAUUCCGCCUCCUCCAAGACUCUCCUAUCUCUCCCAGUUGGGAACCGAAUCACGCUCGACGCUGAGCCCCAGGUUCACUGCUCCCGACUGCUCGCAGACGUACUCCUCUGCCAGUCCCCGGGUCACAACCUCGUCCCGCCCAGCUGCCGUCACACCCUCCCUCUUCGCACCGCCGAGCUUCCACACGUCAGUCGUGACGUCAGCAGGCGCACAGCUGUCGCCAAGGGCCGGACUCGCACCUUCUUUCGGACACCUGUCCGGUACCCCUGAGCUGCCGUACCUAGGGUCUCCGGUGUCAGGAAGCCUCUCCCUCAUGAGACAGGAUUUGCUGCUGACGGAGCGCGCACGUCAGCUGGCCGCCUUCCAGUUGGCCCAAACGUUCUGGUCGCGCGCGCAAGCGCCCGCGGCUUCGAGCGCCGCGGCUGGCGGCACUGGGAAUUGGGGGGCCCAAGAGAGGGGAGCCGUCGCUUCCGCGGAUCCAAAAGCACUGGAACGGGCGCAUCUCCCUCUGCUGCACCUGCACGCUCUUAGUCAACUUGCCGGUCAAUCAGCGGGGUCCGUGCUGCCACGUGGCCCGUUGACGCACCCGGCGCUUUGGCAGUACCUCGCAGAUGUACGGAUGCUCGAGGCACUGAAAGGAGUGCACCAUGGGGCAGCUUAUGCGCCGUCUGCGCCAACAGAAGAGCCAGCGAUCUCCCAGGAGCAGACUUAA